AUUUUGGUACCGAAGUGUCUACUUAUUUGCAAAGUUGAAUAAACGUCAUUUAAAACGCGCAGUGCAUUCAAGAAAUCAUGAAGUGUUUUGUGUUGCUGAUAACAAUUGCCAUUUGGCAAUACGUUCAAGUAACAAGUCAUCCGUUGAUGGUGGUUAAUCUGAAUCCAAGCGAAGAAAUAAAACCACGUUUACAGAAUCUUACAACCUUGAAGAAAGCAAUAGAGAUGAAGGAACAAGAAAAUGCAACAAAAGAUAAAAGUAACGAUGAAAAAGAGAAAACUAUGAGGCAAGAAGAGAAAAUAGAUAUCCAUGAAUCCGAUGAUUCAGACUAUAUUUAUAUAAACGACAAAAUUUUUUUGACAUCAAAUGAGAAUAUUCAAGAAAAUCCAGAUGACUCCGAAAAUGAAAUUAAACAUGACAAAAAAAGAGAAAUAAGGAAGAGUAUAAAGAUAAAGAGUAUAAAGAUAAAACUAUAAAAACUACGGACAAAUAAUAGAUCACAUAUGGUCUUAUGUAUGUUUUAAAAGAUGCACAAGAUAAGAUUUUUUGGUCUGCUUUUUAAUCUCUAGCGAUUAUUAAUUAUCUCCACGAUUGUUUAUACACGUUAAAAAUUUUAUUGUACACUUGAUGUGUUUUGAAGAAAGAAAUAAAUUUCUUUUAGCA
Molecule: messenger RNA, 663 nt
Organism: Linepithema humile (Argentine ant)
Lineage: Eukaryota; Metazoa; Arthropoda; Insecta; Hymenoptera; Formicidae
Source: RefSeq, a predicted model, not a curated record